Lycium ferocissimum is the source of this 1691-nucleotide messenger RNA. RefSeq names its product bZIP transcription factor 16-like. Gene Ontology annotation, cellular component: nucleus. The transcript is spliced from 13 exons. The record is from RefSeq and is a predicted model, not a curated record. Lineage: Eukaryota; Viridiplantae; Streptophyta; Magnoliopsida; Solanales; Solanaceae. Gene Ontology annotation, biological process: regulation of DNA-templated transcription. Gene Ontology annotation, molecular function: sequence-specific DNA binding; DNA-binding transcription factor activity. The coding region runs from base 86 to 1303 and encodes 405 amino acids.
UACCUAAUUCUUCAGAUUCAGUGCUGUCUCUCUUUAUCUUCGCGGAUGGUUUGAGGAGUUAUUGAGGUAGUGGUGCAGUUUAGCCAUGGGGAGCAGUGAUAUUGACAAAUCCUCUAAGGACGCAAAGGAGGCAAAAACACCCAAUUCACAGGAGCAGGCUUCAUCUACUGCCACUGGUACAGUAAAUCCAGACUGGUCCGGCUUUCAGGGAUAUCCUCAGAUGCCUCCACAUGGGUUCAUGGCUUCAAGUCCUCAAGCACACCCUUACAUGUGGGGAGUUCAGCAUCCUAUGCUACCCUAUGGUACUCCACCACAUCCUUAUGUCGCAAUGUAUCCCCAUGGUGGAAUAUAUGCUCAUCCAUCUAUUCCUCCGGGAUCUUACCCCUUCAGCCCCUUUGCGAUGCCUUCUCCAAACGGCAUUGCUGAAGCUGCAGUUAACACCUCUGGGAAUGCUGAAGUAGAUGGUAAAUCAUCUGACGGAAAGGAGAAAUUGCCCAUUAAAAGAUCUAAAGGAAGCUUGGGUAGUUUGAAUAUGAUUACCGGGAAGAAUAAUGAACCUGGUAAAAUGUCUGGAGCAUCCGCAAAUGGAGUCUACUCUAAAAGUGCCGAGAGUGGAAGUGAAGGCUCAAGCGAAGGAAGUGAUGCAAAUUCUCAAAAUGAGUCACCAAUGAAGUCAGCAGGCAGGCAAGAUUCAGCUGAAGCAUCUCAAAAUGGCAAUUCUGCUCAUAGUUCUCAGAAUGGAGGAACUAGUGCUCCUCAUCCAUUGAUCAACCAAACUAUGGCAAUCAUGCCAAUGUCAGCAGCUGGCCCUGGUGGUGUUCCUGGCCCCACAACCAACUUGAAUAUUGGUAUGGACUACUGGAAUGCCGCCGCUUCACCAAGUGUUCCUGCAAUCCAUGGGAAGGUACCGUCUGCGUCAGUUGCUGGAGGAAUGGUUACCGCUGGAUCAAGGGAUAUGGUCCAAUCACCAAUGUGGAUUCAGGAUGAAAGGGAGCUCAAGAGGCAGAGAAGGAAGCAGUCCAACAGGGAAUCUGCGCGUAGGUCUAGGCUACGGAAGCAGGCGGAGUGUGAUGAACUAGCACAGCGUGCUGAAGUUCUUAAGGAAGAAAAUGCCUCUCUUAGGGCUGAACUGAGUCGUCUAAGGAGUGAGCAUGACCAACUUGCUGCUCAGAAUGCCUCUCUCAAGGAGAGACUUGGUGAAGUUCCAGACCGAGAUGAUCCGAGACCUAGUAGAAAUGACAUACCUCCAAACAAAGAUACUCAUCAGUCGUCACAAACAGAGCCCACACACGGUGGUCAGUGAAGUUCUGGCUCCAUUAUCGUGGGUUGAAAAUUAUGGCUUAACCUAACAAACUUAGUAUUGUCUUUAAUUUGCAUAUUAUGUAGUUUAAAAUUUGUGAAAUCAUCUGAGGCUUUUUAGUAUCAGGAUUUGUUGUCCAAUAUUGUCCAUUGUUUCUCAAUUUGGACCAACCUUUUAUGGUCGAGGAACUUGGAUAAUAUGUAGAGUAUGUGAUCGAUGGCACGGGAUAGUUCUGUGCCAAAUAGGUGGUGUCUGUGUUUGCUCAAAUUUGUAUGUACUGAAAUAGUUGAUGAGUCUUGCUCCUCUUACAACAAAUAAGUACCAGGACUAAUAAAUGUCCGAUAUGACUUGUAUUAUAUUCCCCCUUUGGAAUCAAAUUCCUUUGUCUUUC